AUGGGUCUCUACAACUUCACCUACCGGACCUAUUCCCCGGCCAACAAAGUCGUCAAUGUCGAAUUCGACUCCUUCGUGAAUGCAGUUUGGGAUCCUCCGUUCCGCCACGUUGGGAUCAACAACAACUCCAUUUCUUCCGCGGUAUUUGCUCCCUGGGAGGUCGAUUCGUUCUCUGCGAACCCAAUCGUGGUGGAAAUCAACUACACGGCCAGCACCCACAAUCUCUCUGUGUCUUGGAAUUACGCCUCUGUUCUAGACCAGAGUUCGAGUCUCUCCUAUCGAAUCGAUCUGCGGAAAGUUCUGCCGGAAUGGGUCGCCGUUGGGUUUACUGCUACCACAAAUCAAUUCCCAGGGGAUCAGGAGCUUUUGUGGUGGAAUUUCAGCUCCACCCUGGAAAUCAACCAGAAGGAUGUGGCAAAUAUCGAGAGGAAAGUCCUCCUGGUUCUUCUUGCUGUGCCAUUAGGGUUCGCCGUAGCAGCAAAAGUGAUUGCGGAUGGCGUGGGUCGGAGCCGGAAGAAGAAGGAAACGAUUGAAGGAGUGAGUUUGUUGUCCAUCAAUGUCGAAUUCUCCAAAGGCGCAGGUCCCAGGUGGGUUCCCUACAACGAUCUCGUCUCGGCCACGAACAACUUCUCAAUCGACAGGAAAUUGGGGGAAGGAGGGUUUGGAGGGGUUUACCGAGGGUUUCUCAAGGAUCUGGAUAUCCCAGUUGCCGUGAAGAAAUUCUCCAGGCGUUCUGCACAAGGGAUCCAGGAGUACAUAACUGAAGUGAAGGUGAUCAGCAGGUUAAGGCACAGAAAUCUGGUGAAACUCAUAGGCUGGUGCCACGAGAGAGGCGAAUUCUUGCUUGUUUACGAGUUCAUGCCAGAGGGCAGUCUCGAUUCACACCUCUUUGCAAACUGUAUCAGCACCGGGAGCCAUCCUCUUCGAUGGCCUGAAAGGUACAGAGUAGCUCUGGGCUUGGCCUCUGCUUUGCUCUACCUUCAUGAAGAAUGGGAGCAAUGCGUGGUUCACCGCGACAUCAAAGCAGCUAAUGUUAUGCUCGAUUCCGGAUUCAACGUCAAGCUUGGGGAUUUCGGGCUGGCUCGACUGGUUGAUCAUGAGCUGGGACCUCAAACGACGAGGUUGGCUUACAUUAGCAACGGAAGAGCUAGCAAGGAAUCGGAUGUAUACAGCUUUGGGGUGGUGUGUUUGGAGAUUGUCACGGGAAGGAGAGUGGUUGAUUACAUCGAGGACGGCCUGGAGAUGGGUUUGGUUGAAUGGGUUUGGGAACUGUAUGGGAAUGGGAAUCACAGUGUCGCCAUUGACGGGAGGCUCGUGGAAUUCGACGAAAGAGAAGUGGAAUGCUUGAUGGUGGUGGGUUUGUGGUGUGCUCAUCCUGAUUCAUCACAGAGGGCGUCGAUCAGGCAGGCGAUUCAGGUUCUGAACUUCGAAGCACCGUUUCCAAGUCUUCCAGAGAAGAGGCCGUUCCCAGUGUUUCAUGUGCAUACGGCCUCGUCAAGUAGUGAAGAGUCUGACCAACCAUUGUUAUCAUAUUCGACUAUUGAAUUGGAUAGCAGGUGA
Molecule: messenger RNA, 1560 nt
Organism: Linum tenue
Lineage: Eukaryota; Viridiplantae; Streptophyta; Magnoliopsida; Malpighiales; Linaceae
Source: the annotation of a GenBank genome assembly